AUGACAGAAAGGUGUAGUCUGUGGAGUGCCCUGUCGGCUGCGGCGUGUUGCUUCUACCGGGGGUCCUUCAUGCAGGUGCAGUUCUCAAAGGAGAAGUACCUGCUGGAGUCACCGCCUGAGAAGCUCCGUAAAGAACUGGAGGAAGAACUGAAGCUCAGUCCUGCUGACAUCCGGAGCCAUGGCUGGUACCAUGGCCACAUACCCAGAGAGGUAUCGGAGACUCUUGUUGUGAGGAAUGGGGACUUUCUGGUGCGAGACUCUUUGACUAGUGUAGGAGACUAUGUACUGACGUGUCGAUGGGACAACGAGGUUCUUCACUUCAAAAUCAGCAAAGUCCUUGUCAAAUCCACUGAAACAAAGGUGCAGUUCGUGCUGGAGUCCGACACGUUUGACUCGGUGCAGGAGCUGGUCAGAUACUACAUUGGGCAGCGUAAAGUGGUGUCUCAGUCCAGUGGAGCCCACAUCUAUUGCCCCGUGAGCCGGACCCUGCCCCUGCGAUACCUGGAGGCCACGUUUGCCCUGUCCCACAAACAAGGCUCCGUCUACUCCCCCUCCAGCCACAGAGGCUCCUACAUCAAGAGGAGGAGUGUGACCAUGACCGACGGUCUGACGGCGGAGAAAAUGAUACCUCACAGCCCGUCCACCAUCCACCACCAUAAAGACGCAAUGCGCAACUGUGCCAUGAGCAUGGACCAGAUCCAGGAGUACCGCUGUCCGCUGUCCCCAGUGGGAGAAGGACCCAUGUCCCCUGCCUACACAGCCAGUACGCUCACACCGGCGAACCACACGGUGAUGGAGGAGGUGAUGGAGGAGGUGAUGGAGGAGGUGCUGGAGGAGGUGCUGGAGGAGGUGAUGGAGGAGGUGAUGGAGGAGGUGAUGGAGGAGGUGAUGGAGGAGGUGAUGGAGGAGGUGAAGGAGGAGGUGAAUGAGGAGGUGAUGGAGGAGGUGAUGGAGGAGGUGAUGGAGGAGGUGAUGGAGGAGGUGAUGAGGAGGUGA
Knipowitschia caucasica is the source of this 996-nucleotide messenger RNA. Lineage: Eukaryota; Metazoa; Chordata; Actinopteri; Gobiiformes; Gobiidae. The record is from the annotation of a GenBank genome assembly.